Molecule: messenger RNA, 1437 nt
Organism: Fukomys damarensis (Damara mole-rat)
Lineage: Eukaryota; Metazoa; Chordata; Mammalia; Rodentia; Bathyergidae
Gene: Stk16
Product: serine/threonine kinase 16
Exons: 8
Coding region: 218-1135 (305 amino acids)
Biological process (GO): protein phosphorylation
Cellular component (GO): cytoplasm; Golgi apparatus
Molecular function (GO): protein serine/threonine kinase activity; ATP binding
Source: RefSeq, a predicted model, not a curated record
ACGUAGCUUCCGGUCCCUGGAGCGUCGCUUCGGCUGGAGCUAGGUCAGUGGGCCGUCACGGCGGGCAGAUCUUUUGCUGAACGCCUCGAGGCGUACGGUGUUCUCUGCCAGAGCAUGAUCCACUGGGUCCCCAGCGCAUCUCCUGGAACAGCCCACUCACCCUGGACGAACUCCUCAGCAGCCAAAGAUUUUCCUUGAGGAGGAUGCAUGAGACAUUAUGGGCCAUGCGCUGUGUGUCUGCUCUCGAGGAACUGUCAUUAUUGACAAUAAGCGUUACCUGUUCAUCCAGAAACUUGGGGAGGGUGGGUUCAGCUAUGUGGACCUAGUGGAGGGGUUACAUGAUGGACACUUCUACGCCCUGAAGCGAAUCCUGUGCCACGAGCAGCAAGACCAGGAGGAGGCCCAGAGAGAAGCAGAAAUGCAUCGCCUCUUUCAUCACCCCAACAUCCUUCACCUUGUGGCUUACUGUCUGAAAGAGCGGGGAACAAAGCAUGAGGCCUGGCUGCUUCUACCCUUCUACAAGAGAGGCACGCUGUGGAAUGAGAUAGAAAGGCUGAAGGACAAAGGCAACUUCCUGACUGAGGAUCAAAUCCUUUGGCUGCUGCUGGGUAUCUGCAGAGGCCUUGAAGCCAUUCAUGCCAAAGGUUAUGCCCACAGGGAUCUGAAGCCCACCAAUAUCUUGCUUGGAGAUGAGGGGCAGCCAGUCUUAAUGGAUUUAGGCUCCAUGAAUCAAGCACGUAUCCAUAUAGAGGGUUCCCGACAGGCCCUGACCCUGCAGGACUGGGCAGCCCAGCGGUGCACCAUCUCCUACCGUGCCCCAGAGCUCUUCUCUGUGCAGAGCCAUUGUGUCAUCGAUGAGCGUACCGAUGUCUGGUCCCUAGGCUGUGUGCUUUACGCCAUGAUGUUUGGGGAAGGUCCUUAUGACAUGGUGUUCCAGAAGGGUGACAGUGUGGCUCUUGCUGUGCAGAACCAACUUGUCAUCCCACAAAGUUCCAGGCAUUCUUCAGCUAUGCGGCAGCUGCUGGCUUCCAUGAUGACUGUGGACCCCCAGCAGCGCCCUCACAUUCCUCUCCUUCUCAAUCAGUUAGAGGCUCAGCAACCCCCAGCUCCUGGUCAGCAUACUACCCAGAUCUGAAGAAACCAGUGGCCACCUUGAGAGGAUCGCCCCUUGUUCCUUGGAAAGAGCCUCUCAUCUCUUACUGGAUCUCUACUCAUUCUGUCAGGACUGCUGUUACAGUUGGGGACAGAGGGUGGGGACCAUUAUCUCUGUCCUGUUCCUCUUCUGCUCUUACCCCCAGUGCUCAGGCAAGGGACCUGACCAGGGCUGGGCCAGGGCGAAACUGAGAAAAUACAUGGCUCUGAGCUGGUCUGCUGAGUUCAUAUGUUCAGCUUCCAAAUCUGGGAGCAGGAGAAUAAAGUGAAAGCAGGUUACUGUGG